Salvelinus namaycush (lake trout) is the source of this 4057-nucleotide messenger RNA. It is a transcript of the gene gfod1, whose product is annotated as glucose-fructose oxidoreductase domain containing 1. The record is from RefSeq and is a predicted model, not a curated record. The transcript has 2 exons. Gene Ontology annotation, molecular function: nucleotide binding. Bases 910 to 2085 code for a protein of 391 amino acids. NCBI's taxonomy places the organism in Eukaryota, Metazoa, Chordata, Actinopteri, Salmoniformes, Salmonidae.
UUGUUGUAGGCAGCUUUGUUUUGACGUUUUGGCGGUCACAGCGAGACGGAUAAACCAUGUGAGUUUAGCGGAGAUCUUCCGUGUACAAAUUGAAGCUGUAGGACAAAAAAAACAUCGAACGACGCAUUUAGCUGUUCUACGAGUGGUCUGAGGCAGGCGUUAGAUUACGAGCAUUUAAGUACCACGUUAUAAUAAAGAUGGUUUUGGUUAACAGCUCGGAGAUUUAACGAUACUCCUACUAAGGUUCUAACGAUGAUCUUAGCCGUAAGAUGCUUUUUGGAAACCAGGCCCUGGUCUUUAAACUAUACUCCGUUAUUGCACCUGCUGCGACUAUGAUGGGCGUCAAAUUCUAACCGCUUCAUGCCAGGGGCGAGAGGGUUAAAACUGGGAGGGAUCACUCUCCGGAGCCUGACGUAUCCAGCACAGUCAUUGCAGAACUGGGUUGCAACGUUAAUAAAAGCUGCAUAAUACUGCUGGAUCAUCGGCGUUGCAUGCAUUUAAAUACAGGCAUCAUCCCAGGCCUAUUGAAAGCGACUGGAAUGCUUUUUCACACCUCUACAACGCUAACAGGAAAUUCUGACUUGUUUUCUUGGUUUCUAUAUCUGUACAGAGGGCGUUGCAGGAAAGACAGAAAGUGACAUGCCCUUCAUUCGUAGCCGGACGCGGUUAAUUCAGAAUGGUGCAUUUUAAUUUGUGUAUCUAGAAUACGCGGAUUUUCGUAUAAUUGUUGUGAUAACGGCGGAUACGACAAUAUCUAUUACAAAUCGAUCAAAACGGAUGCUAAAAUGCGAGGUGCCAGGUCGAUUUGAGCGGGUGGAUGGCCAAUCUGAUGUUAACAAUUGCGUUUCUCCCCGCGUCUGCCGCGUUGCUAUGCUGUGAAGCUGGUCGUGAAGACCGGGCACUCGAGCCAUGCUUCCCGGGGUCGGCGUGUUUGGCACCAGCUUGACCGCGCGUGUGAUUAUCCCUCUUCUGAAGAACGAAGGAUUCGCCGUCAAGGCUCUAUGGGGACGGACUCAGGAGGAAGCAGAGGAGCUGGCCAAGGAAAUGAACGUACCGUUUUAUACCAAUAGAAUCGACGACGUUUUGCUGCAUCAGGAUGUGGAUUUGGUGUGCAUUAACCUGCCUCCACCUUUGACGCGGCAGAUUGCUGUCAAAACAUUAGGUAUCGGUAAGAAUGUGAUCUGUGACCGCACCGCCACCCCACUGGAUGCCUUUCGCAUGAUGUCGGCCGCCCAGUACUACCCCAAGCUGCUGAGCAUCAUGGGAAACGUACUGCGCUUCCUUCCCGCCUUCGUACGCAUGAAGGAGCUAGUGGAGGAGGGCUACGUGGGAGAGCUGCUGGUCUGCGAGGCCCAGGUCCACAGCGGCAGCCUGUUGGGUAAGAAGUACAACUGGAGCUGUGACGACCUGAUGGGCGGUGGGGGACUGCACUCAGUAGGCAGCUACAUCAUUGACCUGCUCACUUUUCUCACGGGCCAGCGGGCGGCCAAGGUGCACGGCUUCCUCAAGACUUUCGUCAAGCAGACGGAGCACAUCUGCGGCAUCCGACAGAUUACCAGCGACGACUUCUGCACCUUCCAGAUGGUGCUGGAGGGCGGCGCCUGCUGCACCGUCACACUCAACUUCAACGUGCCUGGUGACUUCCGCCAGGAGGUGAUCGUGGUGGGCACGGUGGGUCGGCUGACGGUCAGCGGCACGGACCUGUACGGCCAGAAGAACACCAUGGAGGGAGGGCCGGAGCUACUUCUGAAAGACAGCACCCCUCUGGAGAAGGCCUCCCUACCGGAGAAGGCUUUCAGUGACAUCCCCUCACCCUACCUGACAGGAACCAUCCGUAUGGUGCAGGCGGUGCGGCAGGCCUUUGAGGACCAGGACGACCGGCGCACGUGGGACGAAAGGCCGCUGACUAUGGCGGCCACAUUUGAGGACUGCCUGUACGCACUUUGCGUGGUGGACACCAUCAAGAAGUCCAACCAGUGCGGCGAGUGGCAGAACAUUGAGGUGAUGAAAGAGGAGCCCGAGGUAAGCCCGGCGUACCUUAUCAGCGAGGCCAUGCGGCGCAGCAGGAUGUCGCUCUACUGCUAGCACUGGCACCAAAAUGGCUGCCUGGUGCUAGAGACUGGGGGUGAGAGAGCUGUCACUGUGCCCUCAUUGGUUCGCAACCCUAAAAAAGAUGUGAACAGUGAUGAACUCUCUCCGAUCUCAUUGUCCUCUCAUCUGCAUGAUCUAUUCUGGAUUACUACGCCGCGCAUUGUGACUCUGAGAAAGGAGAGGAAUAAAGAGCACCUCCAAAAAGAAAAAGGCGUUGCUAUGGAUGCUACAGUCGGGUCAACAGAGUGGUUUAACUGUACCUCUAGAGAGGUGAAUGUUUAAUCCCCAGGGGGCUUCGGACCCUGUCUCUGUGUAUGUCUGCUGUGUGUGAAACCAGAGAAGAAAAACGCAGAAAAAUCAAUCGUUUGUCUGGUAGGGCUUUUAGUGAGGUCCCCUCCUCCGGUUAAGUAUGCAAUAAAUCCAAUCAGAGCUCCAGGCCAGUGGAAUUAUGUCAUCCUAAGCAAAAAAAGUGUAAUGGGUCCGCACUCAUUCACACUCAGAAUUAUGUCAUCCUGCCUGAAUCAAGGGAAUGCCUUUUUUGCCUGCUUCUCGUUUUUGUAGUAACGUCCAUAUGCAAUAGACCGACACAUAAUCUGUGGAUGGUGGUGCAAUCCCAUGCUAAGCCUAGGCACAUGUCUGCUAUCCCCAUGUUUUCAAUCUCAAGGUCAUGCCUGUUGCUAAGCUAAUAUCCUUAGCUUAGCCAGCUAGGUUAGCGGUGCAUGCGCUAAAGCUUCUAACACAACAGCAACGAUGUAGAGUAAAACAAUCAGUAAUAGUGUCCCUAUGGGUUAGUGCAUGGAUGGGACACUUCCACGCAUUAAACAUUUCGAUCUGCUUGUAAAGGCUAGUGUUUUGUGACUCUUUAUAGUUUGUGUGAAUAUGUAGCUUAGGACUACUAACAGAAGGGCAAGUAGAACAUGGUCUAUUUAAGAGAAGAUCUCUGGUUUUCACCUCGUCAUUUACUCAUCACUAUCCCCAUCACUAUCCACACAGGUCACAAGAGAUGAUAGUAGUACAGUAGCAGAAAUUCACAAAGCCAAAACAUUUUUGUAUUUUAUUCAAGCUCGAUCUUAUUGUUUCCCCAGUGUUGAUUGUGUUCUCAAAUUAUGCUACUGUAUAUCUCGCCAUCUGCAUUUGCCUACUUUUCCAUAGUCUUGUAUAAGUCAAAAAAGUUAAUAUGGUUUCAAAUGUGUCAUGAUAUAAAUGUACUGUAUGUAUUUGAUUUGUUUUUAAACUAUCUGCGAAAGACAGGAACUGGAACAUGUUUUGAUACACACACUGUUCAGUGUAAAAUUAUUUAUUUUUCAUUUUGGACUGAUUCGUACUGUAUCGGGAGAAGAUGUCUAGUUCGUGGGCGACAGUUGAGGUAAGAGAGGCCUUUUAGUAUUCCGUUUCUCUGUGUGUUGGUCCAUACUGUGGGAUGUCUGAAGACAAUGACUACUUUAGUUGGAGUAUAUAGACGUUUUUUUAAUCAUGUGGUCCUAAAUUGUAAUAAAUGUUGAUAGGUGCAGCCAUUUUAAGAUUUGUAGCUUUUUAACCGUUAUCGUCUGUCCAGUCACCCAUUUUUCCCUGUGUUCAUGUUUCAUUCGAUGUGGUAUAUUGUGUUUUACAGUGGGUUUUGGAACAUUUAAUAUUUUUCUGACCAUGCUCCAGUUAGUUUGUUUGGCAUUUGUGUCGUGCAAGUUAUUUUUUCAGUAGCUUUUCAACCAACAAGACAAGCUUCUCACAUGCUGCUGACCUUUCCCAAGUUCUGUAAAUACUAUCGCACUCUGAUUGGGUGACAUGAUGUGUUCUGCAUAGAAACAUGAUAAGAUGUCACCUGUUAUACCAUUGCAGAUCAUAAUAGCUUAUCAAUACUGUAGACUUUCCCCUUUGUCCAAUGAGGACCUUUAUACCAUAAACAUGCCUUGAUCUUUUCAAUGAAACCUGGAAAACAUUAUACUGGAAUAAACUCUCCAAAGUUGCA